This is a messenger RNA of Acaulospora colombiana, 1109 nucleotides long. NCBI's taxonomy places the organism in Eukaryota, Fungi, Glomeromycota, Glomeromycetes, Diversisporales, Acaulosporaceae. The record is from the annotation of a GenBank genome assembly.
UGCUCAAGGAUACUCAAUCCACCGAUCCGGAUCUACAAGAUCUUUCUCCAAAGCGUGAAUCCCUCUGCAUGACAAUAAGGGAAUUUUAUGAUUUCCAUAAUGUUGGCGAUGCCUACUAUGGUGCCAAAAAAAAGAAGUACAACAUUAGCAUGGCCAAAGCUGAGAACAAGUCAUUCGUGGUACCCUCUAUCCCCCGAUCUAUCCCAACACAACUCAAGCGCAAGGCAUCAAGUGCACGGACCUUUAGCAAAGAAACGAACACCAUGCCAUCAGAGUCGUGGAGCCCUUUUGAAGUGUACAAGACGUGCAUAAUCUUUGGUACAGAAGAAAACGAUGGCAAAAAAAUCAUUGAUAUAACAGAGGAGACUUCUGAUAAGAAGACUUUGAUUUAUUAUUACGGUGACAUCGAGCUCGGCCGUGGCCGAACAAAGGUGGUCCACAAGUUACGCUGGGACCUUGAUGGUCCAUAUUCCACCGCAAAAGAAUAUUAUCAAGGCGAGGUUGAAGGACAACCAGUGACCGCAAGGGAGAACUUCAUCUGGCUACGGGAGGAAUUGAUACGUACGUCAUUUUCAGCCAAAGUCACCGAAGAUUUUGUCAAGAAGACGAAGGAAAUGGACAUCUCCAUACACGAUGUCGUUUUCUUGGUGCCAGUUCUCGUUCAUGAAAAAGAGAAACCGGGCGAUGAUGGGACAUACCGGGCGGGGAGACACCCCGAGGAUGAUUUUGCAGGCCAAACAUGUGACGCUCUCGCACAUUGGUCACUGUCCUCGAGUGAAAAUCGACGUUUAUUGGUUGAUAUACAAGGCGUGGUUGUCACCAAUACCAAUCGACCUCCUCGGGUUUACCUAUUUGAUGUCCAGAUCCACAGCGUCACAAGGGAGUCUGGGCUUGGUGAUGGAGGCCACGAAGGCAUUGUGCGAUUCAUCGAACAACACGUUUGUAACAAGAUUUGCCAACGGCUCGGUCUGCCUGACCUCUCGACCAUUGGUGAUGCUACUGUUGACGAUGAUCCUGUUGACGAUGAUCCUGUUGACGAUGAUCAUGUUGACGAUGAUACUGUCGAUGACAACAUCAACGACGAAUCCGAUGAUGAAUUAGCAGCCUGA